Messenger RNA from Zea mays, 981 nucleotides. RefSeq names its product erg28 like protein. The record is from RefSeq and is marked validated. Lineage: Eukaryota; Viridiplantae; Streptophyta; Magnoliopsida; Poales; Poaceae. Gene Ontology annotation, cellular component: membrane; endoplasmic reticulum. Gene Ontology annotation, molecular function: protein-macromolecule adaptor activity.
AUGUAGCUAAAUGAUUUAUAUCACUGGGAGUAAGGAUAUAUAAUCAAUUAGCAGAUAAUCGGCCUUCCUGUCCAGCUCUGCUUGGCGGACAGUCAUGCCGGUGGAGGGAAGGAAGAAGGGCGUGCCGGCGCUGGGGUGGUGGCUAAUGCUGGUCGGCUCCCUCCGCCUCGCCUCCGUCUGGUUCGGCUUCUUUGACAUCUGGGCGCUCCGCGUCGCCGUCUUCUCCCAGACGGACAUGACUGAUGUUCAUGGCCGUACUUUUGGUGUCUGGACUCUUCUGACCUGCACGUUGUGCUUCCUCUGUGCACUGAACCUGGAAAAUAGGCCUCUGUAUCUGGCCACCUUCCUAUCAUUUGUCUACGCUCUUGGCCAUUUCCUCACAGAGUACUUGAUAUAUCACACCAUGGCUGCAGCAAAUCUGAGCACAGUUGGCUUCUUUGCAGGAACGUCAAUCAUAUGGAUGCUUCUUCAGUGGAAUUAUCAUGUGAAUCCCCAUGGUGCCCAAGCUGUGAAGCAGUCAUGAUUGAUGCUUGGGCUGUUAGCUUUAUGUGGUCCAGGGGGAGGAAGGAUACCUUAGAAACUGUCAGAAAAGCUCAUUUCAUACUUCAUUUUUCAUCAUGUUAUUUUGUUGCAUGAGACAUUUGUCCAACUGAGUAGGGAAUGAAAGUUCAAAUUAUUUCUGCCACUGAUUGGGGGAUGGAAUUCCAAACAUUGUAAAAGGCGACUGUAUCUAGUAUGCAGGAGGCUUAACAUCGAAUUUGUGAAUAUUCAGGCAUACCACCUGUUGAGAGCUGAGAUACGGUAGGGAUAUCUUCAGCAACUCUUCUAUCACAUCUCCUAUUUCAAAUUCUACUCUAUAAACAAUGUUGUCUAAGUGGAAAACAGUGUUUUGUAUGAUCACACAUGAUCUGUUGGACACAACCUUAAGGACAACCUUAGAGAGCUAUAUCCAUUUUAUCAAGGUCCUUCUAGUCUUCCUUA